Messenger RNA from Hypoxylon fragiforme, 2415 nucleotides. RefSeq lists its product as uncharacterized. Gene Ontology annotation, biological process: regulation of transcription by RNA polymerase II; DNA-templated transcription. The transcript is spliced from 4 exons. The record is from RefSeq and is a predicted model, not a curated record. Lineage: Eukaryota; Fungi; Ascomycota; Sordariomycetes; Xylariales; Hypoxylaceae. Gene Ontology annotation, cellular component: chromatin. Bases 196 to 2220 code for a protein of 674 amino acids. Gene Ontology annotation, molecular function: zinc ion binding; RNA polymerase II cis-regulatory region sequence-specific DNA binding; DNA-binding transcription factor activity, RNA polymerase II-specific.
AGAUUGAACAUGAUGCUCUUCUUUUUUAAAUCACUUUAAAGUUAACAGUAUUGAAUUCAUCUAUCAUCUUGCUAUCACAACAAUCGGCCCCUAAGGGCAUAGUAUAUAUCUAGUAUUCAAUGGUCCACGUAUUAUACGGCAUUGAGCCACUGUCCGAAUGGGAACAUCAAUCGCUACCAUGAAUUAUCCCAAAAUAUGCCUCCAGGUAGGCCAAAGACAGUCGUGGAACCAUGUCGGUUCUGCAGUAAACAGUUCAAAAGACUUGAGCACUUGGUGAGACAUGAGCGAACACAUACCCGUGAGAAGCCAUUCGCCUGUGGAUGUGGACAAGCCUUCUCUAGACAGGACCUGCUAGCACGGCAUACUAAGGCCUCUCACCCGCCCCAACUAGGGGGGACGCAGGAACCGAGCAUGUCCACUAACAUGGUAAUGGAGGCUUCUGACUUCCUUUGGGAUCCUGACCUCAUAACAGAAGACUUGUUGCCAACCACACUCUUUGGUGCUGACUUUCCUCUCAUCGACACGUCGUCAAGCACCCCCCCUCCAAAAACAGGCAACUUUUCUCGGUUCACUUCUCGUCUACCUCAAUUAGAUGAUGCCGAGGAUGGCAUGGAGCAUGAUACCGGCAAUGAAGCUGAAAUUGGCGACCAAGUCGAAUGUGCUACUAUUACUAGGGACCCAACGUGGUCCGUUACCAGUGCUGAUUAUGAAAGGCUUUGCCUCGUAGUUCAAGCCUAUUCGAAUGUUCUUCCAAUCCAAUGUUCCAUGCCGUCUAAAAACAACCUAUUCAGAUACAUAGAUAUAUAUCUACGAUGUACUCAAAAGUUUUUGCCAUUUAUCCACGUUGCAACAUUUUCAGUUGAGCAAAUGGACAUCGAACUUAUCCUUGCCGUAGCCGCCAAUGGCUCACUAUACGCAUAUGAGACGGCCAAGGCUUAUGAACUAUACUCCAUGUCCAGAGCAAUAUUGCUAGAGAGAAUCCGUGUCGAGGACCUUCAACUGACGUCGGAGUUGCUGUCUGGACAGAGCCAUCUACUUCCGGAUAAAAUGCAUGAUAUAAGAAGAGUACAGACAUUUAUACUACUCAUAAACUUCGCAUCGUGGGCAGACAGGAAACUUUCACCAGACGCACUAUCUAUGGGUAGCCAGCUCGCAGUGUUGGUGAAAAGAAGUGGGAUCUCGACACCGGACGAGAUGCCACCGGAUAUCGACUGGCUAUCCUGGGUCGCUAUUGAGGAAAGACGAAGAACAUUGCUUGCCGCUUAUGUGGUAUUUAACUUGCACAGCAUCGCUUUCGAUGUCCCCCCACUCAUAUUGAAUCUUGAAGUCGGCGUUUUCUUGCCAGGAUCUGCAGAACAAUGGAGCUCAGAAAAUGCAGCACAAUGGGGUCAGGCUGAUCGUCAAGUCGACCGCCAAUUUCAAGCAGGACUACGCUGCCUCCUUGAUGGUACUGGAAUCCCAAAGGAUGAGAGUGUGUCCUCAUUCGCCAAUUAUCUGCUCAUCCACGCGUUGCUUCAGCAGAUAUAUAUCAACCGCCAUGGGUCUCUAGGACGGUUACAGCAAGACGCCAUCGAGGGCCUCGAAACUGCUUUACGUACCUGGCAGAGUUCCUGGGAGCUCACCAAUGAAUCUAGUCUUGAUCCAACAUCCCCUAAGGGACCAUUCGGACUCAGUGCAACCGCACUGCUUCGACUUUCCUACAUUCGUUUGAACUCAGAUAUUAACCCCUGUCAGGGACUCCUUUCGGGGGAUUUGUCGUGUAUAAUGGACAUACGCUCUGACCUGAAUAGGUCGUCGCAUUCUGAUAGAACUAUUCUCCAAGCCGCGCAUGCUCUAGGGCUACUUGUCCGUUUUGGAAUUCCGUUGAUGGCUCGCGCUUCCACACCGAUCUGGACCAUUGAACACUCUUUAUGCAGUCUUCAGUGCGCAAUGCUUCUCAAAGACUGGCUCGAGAUGAUCUCCACGAUCGUAAGAACAUGCGGCACCGAUGGGUUGCGUAACUCUGAGAGGAAGCUUCUAAUGAUCAUCACGGAGAUUAUCAGAGAAACAUGCGUCGCUCCUACGCUGGAUCUUCCAGAUGACGACGCAUCCCGUAUUCAACGAAUGGGUUCGACGGUAGCCAAAAUAUGGGCUGCAGUAUUUCAAGGGGUUCAUAUUCUUGAAAUUGACAACGUCAUCAAAGCUGGUCUUCAGCUCCUAUCUGAAUCUACUCCAGAUUAAUACACACUUUACCCAUGUGCUUCCCAGACGCAACAUACUCCAGAGCUGCAAUGAUAUCCUCGCGAUUAAAUCCAAACGACUUGUCCAGAGGCAUCUGUAGCCCACGGCUCCCCACAAACCUAACCGCCUCUUCGAGUUGCUGCUUCGAACCACCCAAAACUCCUCGGACAACACAGCUGUGGCUUAGCGUCAAGA